CAGCAGAUAGUAUACACUGCAGCUCGGAGGGAGCCGAACUGCCACUGCCACUGCUAAUAACCCCUCGCAAUCAUGGUUCACUCACUGACCUCCCCUCCACUGGACCUAUCGCAUCAUUUCUCCGCCGUCACCCAGCGGCGAGAGGGCAGCCAAACCAAGUCGCUAUACAAGUACUUCUUCAUUCCAGGCAUUGCGAACCUGGCCGGCGGGCUCCCGAACGCGUCAUUCUUCCCCUACGACACCCUCUCCGCCACCGUCGCCCACCCACAGCGAUUCGCCGCCCCAUCCGACCCCCAGCAAACCAAGAAACCCAGCGACGACACCCAAUCCACCGAACGCCGAACCAUCCCCAAAGAAAGCCAAACCACCAACCUCCUCAAGAAGAUCGACCUCACCACCGCCCUGCAAUAUGGCACGUCAGACGGUCUCCCCGUCCUCGCCGACUUCGUCCGCCAAUUCACCCGCGACCAUCUGCACCCCAACGUCCCCUACACCGGGGGGCCCGGCACCCUGCUGACAUGCGGCUCGACCGAUGGCUUCAACAAAGCCAUCGAGGCCUUCACAAACACAUGGGAUCCGCGUCGCGACUGGAUCAGCCAGCGCGAGGGCAUCCUGUGCGAGGAGUUCGUCUACAUGAACGCAAUCCAGACCGCCAAGCCGCAGGGCCUGAACGUCGUCCCCGUCGCCAUGGAUCCCCAGGGCAUGCUCGCGUACGGCAAAGGCGGCUUGGCCGAUGUUCUCGAGCAUUGGGAUUUCCGGAAAGGUCGUCUCCCGCAUCUGAUGUAUACCAUCACCAUCGGCCAGAACCCGACGGGCGGGACCUUAUCGGUCGAGCGCCGGAAGGAGAUCUACGCGCUAUGUCGCCAGUACGACAUCAUUAUCAUCGAGGAUGAUCCGUACUGGAACCUGCAGUUUCCAUCUGCGGCGGCCAUGGAGGCGAAGUUCCGGGGGCGGACGGUCGUGGAUACGGCUCCGAGGAAUUAUAACGCCCAUGGGAAAUCCUCCGGGUACCCGUUCCUGGAUAGUCUGGUGCCGUCGUAUCUGUCCGUUGAUACGGACGGGCGUGUUGUGCGGCUGGAUACGUUCUCGAAGACGAUCGCGCCCGGGUGUCGUCUGGGGUGGAUCACGGCGCAGCCGGCCAUCAUUGAGCGGUUGGUCCGGAUCACCGAGACCUCGACGCAGCAACCCUCGGGCUUCGUGCAGGCGAUGGUAGCAGAGCUGAUCGUGGGCCAACAGGUCGAAGACCCGAGUCCCCUUUCCAAGAACAAAAAAGGCGAACAGGAACAGGCCUGGCAGAUGGACGGCUGGGUGCGGUGGCUGGAGGGUCUGCGCGCCGGAUACGAGCAGCGCAUGCAGCGCAUGUGCACGAUCCUCGAAGAAGGGAAAUACUUCAUCUCAGACGCUUGCUCAACCACCACCUCUGCCGACGAACACGCCUGGGCAGUCCUCGACAAAACCCAAAUGUACGAAUUCUCCUGGCCGACGGGGGGCAUGUUCGUGUGGGUGAAAGUGUGCAUCGACACGCAUCCCCUGCUUGCGAAGUUCGGGCAGGAGCGGCUCAUCCAGGCGCUGUGGGUGCAGUUGAUGCAGAAGCCGUACUUGUGUAUUAUGGGGCCCGGGGCGAUGUUCUCGCCCACGGCGGAGACGGUGGACCGCGCGAGGCUGUAUUAUCGGUUGUGCUUUGCGGCGAUGCCCACCGAGGAGGUGGCGGGGAUCACGAGGAGGUUGGUGGAUGGGUUCCGGGCGUUUUGGCAGAGGAGGGAUCUGGAUGGGCUGGAGGAUGAUACCCUCGCCUCCAACCACACCACCAAAAUGUCCACGCUCGAAACCCUACCAAACACGGACCUGGCCGAAGAAAUCGAAGCCAUCAACGCGAUCUACGACCCGGACACGCUGAUCCUCACAUCCGCAUCCACAUCCACCACCACCUCAAUCCCCUCAACGCUCGACCUCGGCUCCGGCUGCAGCUCCAGCUCCAGCUCCACCCCCCCCUCACAAUCACAAUCACGAUCAAACUCAAACCCAGGCUCGUCAUCAACAAUCCUCAAACUCCACCUCCCCAACCACCCCCACCUCUCCUUCCUCCUCUCCUUCGCACCCACCUACCCCGACGACCCCCCGCACAUCCUCGGCACCGCAUCCACGGCCUCCCGCGGCGAAGGCAAGAUCGCCAUCGACGUACUCCAGGAUAUCCUCGAUCGAACAUAUCAGCCCGGCGCGGUGUGUUUGUUCGAGGUUAUCAACGAGGCGGUGGAAGUUUUCGGGGAGUUGCGGAUCGGGACGAAUCCGAAUAAUAAUAAUAAUGGUGGACAUACACGGGCCAACAACAACAACAAUAGCAGCAGCAGCAACGAUAUCAAUGGAAAGAAGGAGGGGGAGGAGGAGGAGGAGGAGGAUACACAAAGGCUCAACGACCCCACCACAUCACCAAUCCUAUCUCAUCCGCCAGAUUGGGUGAUCUCGGAUAUAAUCACCGAAAAGAAAUCCGUGUUUGUCGCGCGCGCGGCGAAAGUCACCUCCCUGGCCCAGGCGAAGGCGUAUCUGGAUCAUCUGCUCGCGACGGAGAAGAAGGUUGCGGCUGCGACGCAUAAUAUUUCGGCGUGGAGGAUACGGGAGGUUAAAUCGUCUCAUUUAUCAUCGUCGUCGUCAUCAUCAUCACAGUCACAUGUACAUGGACAUUUGGGGAUGGGGCCAGGGGCAGGGACAGGGGCAGGGUCGGGUAAAGCAGGCACCGGCGACACCACAGAACUCAUCGUGCAAGACUGCGACGACGACGGCGAAACAGCCGCGGGAGGCCGUCUCCUGCAUCUGAUGCAGCUGAUGGAUGUGUGGGAUGUGGUGGUGGUUGUGACGCGGUGGUAUGGUGGCGUCUUGUUGGGGCCGGAUCGGUUUAGGAUUAUUAAUGCGGCGGGGAGGGAUGCGUUGGUUAAGGGGGGGUUUGUGAGGGAGGGGGGUGGGGGUGGGGGUGGGGGGAAGAAGAAGGGGAGGAGGUAA
Aspergillus heteromorphus CBS 117.55 is the source of this 2994-nucleotide messenger RNA. Its product is annotated as PLP-dependent transferase. The transcript is spliced from 4 exons. Lineage: Eukaryota; Fungi; Ascomycota; Eurotiomycetes; Eurotiales; Aspergillaceae. The record is from RefSeq and is a predicted model, not a curated record. The coding region runs from base 73 to 2994 and encodes 973 amino acids. Gene Ontology annotation, biological process: biosynthetic process. Gene Ontology annotation, molecular function: protein binding; transaminase activity; pyridoxal phosphate binding.